AUGGCAGCUGAGAAAAAGCUGUUGAUGACGUCGUACACUCGCAUGAUUGACUCUAUUGAGUCACGUGCUGAAAAAUUAUUAAUUUUCGUGCGUUCUUUUGAUACCGAGAAACAAGAUAAAUUACUUCUCGAAGAUAAACUAGAUACGGUUGAAGCUAUGCGUUCUUUAUUUCAUGAGACUGAGGUUAAGUUGUACGGCGUGAUUAAGGAAGAUGAGGUGCAAUCUUGGCAGAUGACUAGUGAGAAGUUAGGAGAUAUGUUUGAUGAAAUUCGGCAUCGUAUUCGUAGCACGUUGCGGGAAUGUAACCAACCUAAGCCCGUAAGUGCCCAAGUCGCGGUUGCUCCUACACAGCAAACACAGUCGAAACUGCCAGAAAUUCCCCUCCCUCGUUUCAAUGGCCAGUUAGAGGAUUGGAUCUCCUUCAAGGGUCAGUUCAAUUCACUUGUUAAACGCCGAGAAGGUCUUUCGGAGAGUGAAAAGUUGUUUCAUCUAAAGGCCGCUAUUCAAGAUGGCGCAGCUCGCCAUGUUCAAUCUGCUGAAGACACGUUUUCGUCUCUCUGGAGAGCUUUUUGCGGUGAAUUUGAGAAUAAAAGGUUUCUCGUUGAUAAGCACAUUGCCCAGUUGUUCCAUGUAAAGCCAAUAUUUCAGUCAGCGUUGCGAUCGUUGAUUGAUGACGUGUCUCGUAAUCUUCGUGCAUUGAGCAAUCUUGAAUUAAAACUUGAACCUUUGUCUGAACAAUUUGUAGUACAUUUGAUCUGUACUCGCCUUGAUUCUCGUACCAGAAAGGAUUUUGAGCUACAAUCGAUCGAAAAGCAGUUACCGUCAUGGGAAAAAUUGCUCGAGUUUCUUCAAUCUCGUUGUAGAUGUUUGUAG
This is a messenger RNA of Wyeomyia smithii (pitcher-plant mosquito), 873 nucleotides long. RefSeq lists its product as uncharacterized. Lineage: Eukaryota; Metazoa; Arthropoda; Insecta; Diptera; Culicidae. Bases 1 to 873 code for a protein of 290 amino acids. The transcript has a single exon. The record is from RefSeq and is a predicted model, not a curated record.